Messenger RNA from Ilyonectria robusta, 2394 nucleotides. Its product is annotated as carbamoyl-phosphate synthase L chain, ATP binding domain-containing protein. Lineage: Eukaryota; Fungi; Ascomycota; Sordariomycetes; Hypocreales; Nectriaceae. Gene Ontology annotation, molecular function: methylcrotonoyl-CoA carboxylase activity; ATP binding; metal ion binding. Gene Ontology annotation, cellular component: mitochondrion. The transcript has 2 exons. Bases 1 to 2394 code for a protein of 797 amino acids. The record is from RefSeq and is a predicted model, not a curated record.
AUGGAGACAUUCCCGCAGCGAGAGCCUCUCUUCCUGGCACCUCAGCCAAUAGAUCCUAGUACUGGACGAUUGGUUAUCCAAAAAGUGCUUAUUGCGAAUCGAGGCGAGAUUGCAUGUCGUGUCAUUGCGACUUGCCGAAAACUUCAAAUUCGCACCGUAAUUAUAUACGUGCAAGAGGAUGCGGAUUUACGGCACGUUGUCGAGGCUGAUGAAGCCAUCAACGUGGGAAGCAUUUCGGCCCAUGCGAUCAAUCCAUUUUUAAACAUCGACCUGCUGGUCCAAACGGCACUCGAUACGAGAUCAAGCGCUGUCCACCCUGGCUACGGCUACCUGAGUGAAAAUGCCGACUUUGCUACUCGCGUUGCCGAAGCUGGGCUGAUCUUUCUCGGCCCCAGCCCUUCUGCCAUGUCGACCCUGGGCGAUAAACGAAGAUCAAAGAAGUAUCUGCAGGACAAUGCGCCCGACGUCCCCUUGAUUCCCGGCUUCUCCGGGUCUAGCCAACAGGUAGGGGACCUCGAAAAAGCGGCAGAGGAAAUCGGGUUCCCGGUCAUGCUCAAGGCGUCCGCCGGUGGAGGUGGAAAGGGCAUGCGCAUUGUGUGGGAGUCGGCGCAGCUUCGCGACGAGUUGGAGCGAGCCCAGUCAGAAGCUUCGAGAUCCUUUGGAUCCAGCGAUUGCAUCUUGGAGAAGUACGUUGAAAGCAGCAAGCAUGUGGAGAUUCAGAUUAUCGGCGACAAGUACGGAAACGUCGCGAGCUUCUUUGAGCGAGAAUGUUCUGUUCAGCGCCGCCACCAAAAGGUCAUCGAGGAGACGCCUUGUAUAUUUCUCUCCGACGAGGUCCGACGCGAGAUGGGAGAAACUGCGGUCCGCAUCGCCAAACUCAUUGGGUACGAGAACGCCGGCACUGUCGAAUUCGUCGUCGACGUCAAGACGUCCCGGUUCUUCUUCCUCGAAGUCAACGCGCGGCUGCAGGUAGAGCAUCCUAUCACUGAAGAAAUUACUGGAACCGACCUCGUCGCCUUGCAACUGUUCGUCGCAGCAGGAGGCAAUUUAACAUCGCUAUCACACAUCGAAUCCCUCAAGCAGACGGGCCAUGCUAUUGAGUGUCGACUUUGCGCCGAGGACCCAGCACGAGAUUUCUUCCCAGAGCACGGUAAAGUCCAGCUUUGGCGCCCAGCAGAUGGGCCUCUUGGACCGGGUAGAGAUGUUCGGUAUGAGACGGCCAUACAAACGGGUUCCUCGGUGUCAAUCCACUUCGACUCUAUGAUUGCCAAAAUUGUGGUGUGGGCUCCAACGAGAAACUUGGCCAUAGAGAAGAUGGCAAACGUCCUGGCUCAUACAGCCUGCAUCGGUGUCAAGACCAACCAACUGUUCCUCCAGCGCUGCCUUUUAGAACCUGCGUUCCAAGAUCCGCGGUACAACACAUCCUUCAUCAAUCAGAACCUAGAACGCCUACUCCGGUCCCCAGACUGGGAGGGACAAGAGUUUUCGAGGAAGCUUGCGAGCGUCAUUCCCAGUCUGUUCAUCCGCAAGUUACCUCACUAUCUGUGCGGAGGCGUAUCUAGCAGACGCCCUUUUCAGAACGUCCGAAAGCAAUUCCGGAAUCAGCGCUACGAUCCAGUUAGUGUGCAUUGCGACGUCGUCACAGGUGAUUGGCCUGGUGACUCUAACGAGUCUGGCGAAAAAGCUCCGCCGACGCUAUGUUUAUGGAUGCCUGCAUCCCCGCGCGUGGAUUCACAACAUGAGCAAGUCAAGAUCAUCCCCUUCGGUGCAUCCGGAAUGUCCGGAGACGAGAAGAACAACAAAGAAAAUACUGACGUCCCCAACAAAGCGGCCAUUGCAAUUACUAGCCAAUACAACAACAUCAGCAAUAAGCUUCGACACAUAGCAGAUGACCCAACAGUUUCCACAGAGGUCAGCAUUGUCCGCUGGACUCCUAUCUUAGACGCCGCAUCUCCAACCUCCAGCCAUUCAUUCUCAGCAACCCUUGAGAUCUCAAUCCACGGGUCCAAAGUCCAGGCCCACUGUGUUACGCCUUCCAGCGAGUCUGGUCUUCUGAGCCACUCGCAAGUUGUAUUCUGCCACAUUCCACAACUCGGAACAUAUGUCCAGUUCCAAAGGCACAGCCUUCUGUCGUAUGCCGAGGGCCUUCGCUCCACUGUUGCAUCGCAGAUCGGUGAAGUGCAGAACGACAUUCUAGCACCAAUGCCAUGCAAGGUCCUGUCGCUGCAAAAGAGCAUUGGAGAGGAAGUGAAAGUAGGGGAGGCUGUCAUGAUUAUAGAGAGUAUGAAAAUGGAAGUCAGCAUCAAGGCUAGCAAGGAGGGACGGUUUGAGACAUCGUGGAAAGCGGGUGAUGCGGUAGACGAAGGGAAGGUUCUUUGUCGGAUUGAGUCGUAA